This is a messenger RNA of Lytechinus variegatus (green sea urchin), 2643 nucleotides long. RefSeq names its product extracellular tyrosine-protein kinase PKDCC-like. Gene Ontology annotation, molecular function: non-membrane spanning protein tyrosine kinase activity; ATP binding. Gene Ontology annotation, biological process: protein phosphorylation. The record is from RefSeq and is a predicted model, not a curated record. NCBI's taxonomy places the organism in Eukaryota, Metazoa, Echinodermata, Echinoidea, Temnopleuroida, Toxopneustidae. The transcript has 5 exons. Bases 612 to 1640 code for a protein of 342 amino acids.
GUGGCGGUCGAGUAAACAUUGCUGGGUUGUAAAUUAACAGCAUGCACAUGCAUCUUGGUCAAAGUCCUCGGUCUGCAAUACCACUCCGGUGCAUGUAGUUAAGGGUAACUCGGCAUCCAGACUCAUUCUCUUUUCUUUCUACAUGUACUCACUCACUACACAUUACACCAUUAGCAACAUUGACUUGUGACUUUUCCAAGACAUUCUCCGUAUAUUGAUGUCUGGAAAUUAACAGAGUUUAAAAUAUAUGUGCUGCAGUUUAUGACCAGCGGGAUGCAGUUGGGUGAUACGUAAGCCUAAUACAGGUCUACUGCACUUCAAUUCUCUGCCAACAAUCAUUUCAGGUAAACUCCUAUUGAAUUGAACAUCCGACUCGUCCAUCCGCCUUCUACAGUAUCGCUCGGCUUCCGGUUAUUUCCAUGAGGAAUGCCUGGGUGAUGAAAAUGGGCUAUCCUAUUCGAUGGUUGGAAAGAAUAUGACGCAUCUGCUAAACUGUCAAAUCGGUUUUAAUGAUUGGUUCCGCGGUGACUGACCUGUGUGGAUGUAAUUAUUGCAAUUGGAUCGUCAGCGAAAAUCCAGGGUAAACUUAGGAAUGUCAGAGUCAGAAGCGUAUGUGGUAUUCGAUUAUGGCACUAAACUUUAAGAGAAUCUUUUACAUGGCCAAGUUGCGGACCAAGCCCAGAUGCCAGUGGCUGAUUGCUGUCUGCACCAUGGUCCACAUCAUGAUUUACAACCACUGUAGCGCCCUCAUCGGUGAUCAUCAAGACCUCCUUGAGAAGCACCAUUCCCUCGGCUUCAAUCCUGAUCUCAUACAGGUCAAUGCCACCUCCAAGCUCCUUAGCUGUGAGGACAUCUCAACGAUUCAGCAAGGGGAUACCAUUGGGCGUGGCACCACGAAGGAGGUGUUUGAAGGAACCUACAAGGGUAGGAAGGUGGCAAUUAAGAUGGUCACACCCAAAGUUAGAGAUGUCAUGGCGUGUCUCAAGAGAAGGGCCUAUCGGAGCAAGUCGGAGUGCUACGAAUAUGCAAAUUUUAAGCUGAUGAAGGAAAUAGCCUAUGGCUUGCAGAUCAAUAGUGACAGAUUAAUCAAGCUUCUAGGGUACUGUGUACGAGGUGAUGCAGUAACAGGAUCUGUCCGCGAUCAGGGGGUCGUUGAAGUCGUGGAAUUUGGAAAGAAACUCAACAAGUAUAGACUCACACAAUUUACCUGGCCCGAGAGAUUACAGGUUGCCAAAGAUCUGGCUGAUGCACUCGUGAUAUUAGAAUAUUCUCCUAUUGGCUCGGUCGAUAUCGGCGACUUCAAAUUGAAUCAGUUCAUCCUCAUUGAUGGAAGGUUAAAGGUCGGUGACCUUGACGAUAUGUCUACUCAGGAGAAACCGUGUAUAAAAUCACGUGACUGCAGUAUACUGGGCGAAACCUCGGGAAUUGAGUGCGUGAAUUCGACGUGCAACGGUAUCAACGCCAAAGCGAACAUUCUCUUAGCCACAAUUGAGAUUCUGGAACCUCUAUUCGAAAAUCCACCGGAACGACUUAGUGAACGAGUUGACCUGCUUCUUACAAAGUUAAAGAACUAUCAAAUAAAUGCUCUUGAGCUUCAAAAGUUUUUAAUCGAUUUAACAUAUGAGUAUACAAUAUCAUGACAUCGGUUUAGAGCUGUGCAGCAUUUUUGACAGUUAUUCCCUAAAAGAAAAUCAUUCCAUAGAAUGACUUAAGCAGAAAGGGGAGCAGAAACUGAAGUGCAGGGGGUGGAGGCCUGUUGCAGAAAGGGUUACGAUUAAACAACUAAAACAAAUAAACACAACUUGAAGUGUGUUAUGGGGUGUCCAAAUUUCGCGGACAUUUAAAAAAUAAUCAUCAGGCUACAAUUCGUUCACAAAAUAUUUACAUUUAAAAAUAAAACAAUUACAUUGAUAGCUACCAAUUCUACGGCAAGAUCGUAAUCUGGUUGACGAAAAUGUGAAGGAGGUCAGGGGGUUUCGCCGGAAUCGCGAUCUCAAAAUUCUAAUCCGGUCGACGAAUGCGCGCUGUGCUGGAAAUCCUGUCUGAAAGGCGUGGUCUGACUUCGCGGACCAAAGUUGUGUGGAGAUUAUAACAAAAUCUCAAGCUCAUAAGGUGAGAUUUUUUUUAUAUCAAAUUGACGGGAAAAUGCUUUAAAAUUGGUCAGUACCAUGUAUUACAUUUUUUAAUGACAUCUUCUUGCAAACUGAUGCUGCAUGGAAAAACCAAUCAUAAUCUAACUAAAGCAUGUCCAAUUAAACGAGUUUCAAGACUCGCAUCAUAUUCGUCAAAUCGACACCAUACCAGUAUGGUCUAUUCGAGUAAUGUUCAUGACAUGUGGUGUUCCUCAGGGAAGCAUUUUUUAUUGUACAAAAUGCCAUGAUAAUUCAUGAUGCUUAUUUAUUUCCAAUAUUAUGCUUGGUUAUCAUAUCAAUUAUGUGACAUUCAUGUCAUUUGAAGUAAUUUGAAACACUUCACACGAGGCAUUUGUGCACAGCGCCACUAUGUUUAUGUCUACAUGAUUUUGUAAUAUCGUUCUCUGCGACGAAUUGUUGUUAUACCUUCCCUUUGGCCAUGUUGGCCGGUGUUGUUUCUGUGAGGUAUUGGCCUAUUGGAGAUGGCUUAAUAAAACUCUGUUAACUGGUA